Molecule: messenger RNA, 3460 nt
Organism: Coffea eugenioides
Lineage: Eukaryota; Viridiplantae; Streptophyta; Magnoliopsida; Gentianales; Rubiaceae
Product: putative receptor-like protein kinase At3g47110
Exons: 2
Coding region: 1-3141 (1046 amino acids)
Biological process (GO): protein phosphorylation
Molecular function (GO): protein kinase activity; protein binding; ATP binding
Source: RefSeq, a predicted model, not a curated record
AUGGUAUACAUCAGCCCAAAUUUCAGAUGUUUGCCAGCACAUGUCUUGUUCCUUGUAGCUCUUGUCCUGUGCAUGUAUAUUCCUGCAAUGGCUUCAGGGAACGCCACUGACCAACAAGUUUUACUGGACAUAAAGAGCAGGAUUUCUCAGGAUCCAUUCCAGAUUAUGGCUGGUUGGAAUGAUUCUGUGCACUACUGCCUGUGGGAAGGUGUUAUAUGCAAUUCAUCCAAUGAUAGAGUCAUGAUCAUCAAUUUGUCAGCAAAGAAUUUGGUUGGUUCUGUACCCCAAUCCAUGGGCAACCUUACUUAUUUAACUGCUCUAAACCUGCCAAACAAUACUUUCCGAGGUAAGAUACCUCAGGAAAUUGGUCGCUUACUCCGGUUGCAGCAGCUCAAUCUGACUUGGAAUGCAUUCAGUGGAGAUAUUCCGGUGAAUUUAACUUACUGCACAGAGCUUAGAGUGCUUGAUUUGGACCAUAAUGAGCUUGUUGGGAAGAUUCCUGAGCAGCUUAGUUCACUGUCAAAGCUGGUGUUAUUUGGUCUUGGCGGCAACAACUUCACUGGUUCUUUGCCUGCUUGGAUUGGAAACUUUUCAUCUCUGCAGAAAAUCACACUUGCUUUUAACAGUUUUCAAGGACGUAUACCUCCCGAGCUUGGCCGCCUCUCAAGAUUAGGGUUUUUUCGAGUUUCUGGAAAUGAAUUAUCUGGUACGAUUCCUUCUUCAAUCUAUAACAUAUCAUCCAUUUACUACUUUUCUGUUACUCAGAACCAAUUGCAUGGGGAACUCCAACCAAAUGUUGGCCUUACCCUUUCUAAUCUUGAGAUAUUUGCCGGUGGGGUGAAUAAUUUUACUGGACAAAUCCCUGUUUCGUUAUCAAACGCUUCCAAGCUUGGCCUGGUAGAUUUUGCUCAAAAUGGCCUCACUGGAACAGUCCCUGCGGUUUUAGGAAAAUUGACAAAUUUGUUUAGGAUCAAUUUUGAUGAUAACAAGCUUGGAAGCAGGCAGAGUGGGGAUUUGGAUUUCAUUUCUUCCUUAACCAAUUGUACAGUUCUGGACGUUUUGGGAUUGGCAGGAAAUUCUUUUGGUGGAGAGUUGCCGAGUUCAAUAGCCAACCUCUCAGUUAACCUCAGCAUUCUCACCCUCGGUUCCAAUUUAUUCCACGGAAAGCUUCCUUUAGGAAUUGGAAAUCUUGUCAAUUUGAACGUUCUAGGGCUGGAAGAAAAUUUCCUAAGUGACAGCCUUCCUGAUAUCCUUGGAAAUUUUAAAUCUAUACAGGGGCUAGAAUUAAAUGACAACGAAUUCUCUGGGUGGAUUCCAUCUUCUAUCAGUAACUUGACAUCCUUAAACAGACUUUACCUGCAAAACAACAGACUAGAAGGAACGAUACCUCCAGAGCUAGGUAAGUGUAGAAGUUUGCUGGUUCUGAAUCUCACUGGGAAUAAUCUUAUUGGCGCCAUACCAGCAGAGAUCACUAGUCUAUCUUCUUUGUCCAUCUCUUUGGCCAUUUCACGAAAUUCUCUCAGUGGCUCGCUGCCUCUUGAAGUGGGCAAGUUGGUUAAUCUGAAUGAGUUGGAUUUAUCAAAGAACAAAUUAUCAGGUGAAAUUCCUAGCACCCUCAGCAGUUGUCUUAGUUUGGAGCGCCUUGUGUUGAGCGGUAAUUUGCUUCAUGGAACAAUUCCUGAGUCUUUGAAAACAUUAAGAGGUAUUGUGGAGAUGGAUUUUUCACACAACAACUUGUCAGGAGAAAUUCCAGAGUUCCUUAGUAAGCUGCCUUUCCUCAAAAAACUUGACCUCUCUUUCAAUAAUUUUGUCGGCAAAGUGCCUACUGAAGGAGUUUUUUCAAAUGCAAGUGAAUUUUCAUUAAUUGGAAAUGAAAAGUUAUGUGGUGGUGAUCCAGGCUUGAAUCUUCCUGAAUGCCCAGAAUUGGCACGUAGAACAGCCACGUUCCGUGAACUAAAAGUAUUAAUCCCUGUUAUUGUUUCUAUUGUUUUCCUGGUAUUCCUAUUUUGCGGUCUUGCUGCUCAUUUUGCUCUAAGGAGAUCAAGUGAAAGACCUUCAACAUCAACUCCGUCAACUGUAGAAGAUUGGGAACGUGGAAUUUCAUUUGAAAAAGUAUUUAGCUCAACAAACGGAUUCUCUGCAGACAACUUAAUUGGUUCAGGUAGUUUUGGUUCUGUAUACAAAGGAGUUCUAGAUGAAGAUGGUCCAAUUGUGGCAGUGAAAAUACUGAACCUCCAACAGAAAGGGGCUUCAAAGAGCUUCAUGGAUGAAUUGAGAGCUUUGAGAAGCAUAAGGCACCGUAAUCUACUCAAGAUCCUUGCUGCCUGCUCCAGCAUUGAUCCUCAGGGUAAGGAUUUCAAAUGCUUGGUCUUUGAGUUCAUGAGCAAAGGAAACCUGAACCAGUGGCUGCAUCAAAGAUGUGAUGAUCAAUGUCAACCAAGAAGUUUGGACAUUGUCCAAAGACUGAAUAUAGCUGUGGAUAUUGCUUCGGCUCUGGAUUAUCUCCACAAUUAUUGCCAAAACCCAAUAGUUCACUGCGACCUAAAGCCAAGCAAUAUACUCCUUGAUGAAAAUAUGACAGCCCAUGUUGGAGACUUUGGAUUGGCAACGUUCCUUCUUGAAGAUUCAACACUGUCACAGACAAUAUCAGCUGGCCUUAAGGGCUCUAUUGGUUACAUUCCUCCCGAGUAUGCUUCUGGCUGCCCGGUGUCCACAUCUGGCGAUGUAUACAGUUAUGGGAUUUUACUGCUGGAAUUGUUUACAGGUAAAAGUCCAACUGAUGACAUCUUUAAGGAUGGUUUAACUAUCCAUGAGCUUGUUGCUAGGGCUUUAGCUGGGCAUAUCAUGAUGGAGAUAGUAGAUCCAUAUCUGUCAUUGGCAGAAGAAAAACACUGCAAAGAUGAGUAUGAAUCUAGUGAAAUGAAGGAGGAAACAAUUCUCAACAAUAAUCUGUCACAAAAUUCCAGUAGGAAUCUGGAUGAAUGUUUGAUUUCAGUACUGAGAAUUGGACAUUCAUGUUCCAACUCGCUUCCCUUGAAUAGGAUGCCGAUGACCAUAGUUGUGAACAAAAUGCAGGAAAUCAGAGACCUAUACUUUGGGAUUAAGAAGAACAGAAGGAAUGAAAUGGAUAUAAGAUAUUAAUUGCUCAUUUUAUCAUUUCAUUCUUGCAAUAUGGUAGGAAGUUUACCAUUCUGCUGCCUUUGUUUUAUGGUGAGAAACAAGAGUAGCUUAUACUGCCAAAUCUGCAUUGCUGUUCUGAGAUGUUGGAUCCCAUCUCUUGAUAUGUGGAAGUGUUUACAUGUGACAAAGCAGUAUAUAUGAUCAGAGAAACUGAGAUAGAUGUCUUUGGUUCUGUAUAUAAGCAGGCUGAGGUUAUAUCAUCAUUUGUCCAUCCGGUCCUGUACUUGAACUGAAUUUUUGUGGUGAAUUUCAAGUUUCAACUAGAAUAAAAUUGGUGUUA